Dracunculus medinensis (Guinea worm) is the source of this 1278-nucleotide messenger RNA. Lineage: Eukaryota; Metazoa; Nematoda; Chromadorea; Rhabditida; Dracunculidae. The record is from the annotation of a GenBank genome assembly.
AGGACAUUUCUAUUAAUUUAUUUAUCAAUUUUUGUUAAUCAGUUUGGAUUGACCUAUGGCUCAUUAUCCACGAUUGGUUGUGGUAAAACGAAGAAUUGUUGGUUUCAACCAUCCGGAUGUGAAAAGCUUGGCGCAGAAGAACAUUGUAAUAGUUCAGUAAAAUGGUUUGUUAUGGCAGAUGGUGUUCAAUUUGAACUCGAAGCAAUUAUCACAGAUCUUGAACCAAACAAUGCUUAUUGGAUUGCAAUCGGCAUUAGCAAAGAUAUAUGGAUGGGGGACGAUUCAGUUAUGGAAUGUGUAAUAAGUGCAGAUGGAAAAGGGCAGUCAUUUAUUUCUUUUAACGACGAAACAAAUAAUAAACAGUUGUUGCAGAAACAAAUGCACUCGGUGAAUGAUGGAGAACAGUUUCCAUGGAUUACCGAGCAACUAGUUUCAUUUUGUCGAUACAAUUGUACGGAUGAGAAAUUCAUUAUCGCUGAAAUGAAGCAAAGUAAUGUAAGCAGAUAUUGGAGAUAUCGAUUUGCUGUUAUUCACGGAAUUUUUUCGUUAUUUGCUUGGUUUGUUCUUGGUUCAUCUGCUAUAUUGCUUGCAAGAUUUUUCAAACCACUUUGGCCGAGAAAAAAACUUUUGGGCACGGCGGUAUGGUUUCAGCUGCACCGAGAUUUCUGGAUUUUUUCUAUUCUUCUUCAAAUUUUGGCCGUAUUUCUAAUUAUUUAUCAAGCGGGUCGAUUGUAUGAAUGCUCCUAUGAAUGCACAUCGGAUGACUGGAGUAAGAAGAUGCAUGUAAUAACUGGAAUAGCUGCCACAGCCCUAGCUUUAUUUCAACCGAUGCUAGCACUUUUGCGCCCGGGUCCCAAUCAUAAAUUCAGACCAAUCUUUAACUGGCUACACUGGUUCAUCGGAAUGACUGCUUGGUCAUUCGCAAUAACAACGAUUGUUUUAUCAGUGCCAAUGGGGAAAACUGGUCUCCAGCGAGUUUUCGGUCAUACACCAACUUGGAUUAUAGCUUCUUAUAUAAUCUUUUUCCUUCUAAUCUGCGUGGUGCUAGAAUUUCUUGCAGCAACUUCUGAACGGCGCAUAGAUAAAAUAGGUAUGAUUUUAAUGAAUUUCUUAUUUAAAAUUAUAGGUAUGACAAAAUUGAAUUUAUGGUUGAAGAAGAUGGUUAAGUUCGCAACCGUACGGAUUUGUAUAUUUGUUGUCCAUAUGGCGGUUGCAAUUGCAGUAUCAUUGAUUAUAUCGAUAAUGUUGCUAUACAUUUUAUGGUCACAUUCUCCUUGA